AUGCCACGCCCCAAGGUCCAUCCAGCGAAUCGGCUGCGAGCGAACACUGCAUGCACUGCCUGUCGUGCAUCCAAAAAGCGCUGCAGUGGUUAUUUCCCAUGCACCAACUGUAUCCAUAAAGGAUGUGGCCGCUCAUGCACCCCAUUCAAGUCCUUAUCACACGCAGGCCUCCGAAGCCCUCUCGUACCUGCUUCACGACCCACAGUUGAGGCGCCUCGGACACGGAGGGGGGUGUCAGUGGAGUCGCAAAGCCUCCUGACGUCACAGUCUCAUGACAUUGGUACGCCCCGUGUCGAGCCUGACACGCCCGAAGUGGGAUCGCACUCGCCUGAAGUUACGCAUCGGACACAUCCACGCAUGCUCCGCAACCUGCAAGGGGAACGAGUGUACGUCGGGAAGGCCGCCUCUCUAUCAUUCCUACAAUUGCUUCGGGAUACAGUGACCCAACAUAUUGGGCCCUCGCAGUUCUCUCAUAAUGGGGCAAGUGAGGAUAUGUUAGAGACAGAAGCUCAUCAUGAUCUGUUGAAUUUCUCUGGAGAAUGUUGCACUGUUGCUGAGAAGGAGCGAUUUAUCCAGAAUUACCACGCAGCGACGAGCGGAUUUUUCAAUUUGAGCUUUAGUGACGACGUUUCAUCCUCAUUCAUUGACCCAGCAGAGCCCAAAACCGAUCGGGAAAAGACUAGGGCAGCCAUCAUGGACCUUAUGGUUGCUAUCGGAGCACAGUCCUCUCCGAAUGACCGAGAAUUCCUUCAGGUGGAGCGGUUCUACUUUUCUCGCGGUCAACGUAGGACAUUUGCCAACAUGUUGGAAGAUCCUAGCGUGGAUUUAGUCCGAGUGUUUCUACUCAUGUCCUUCUAUAUGCUGGGCGCAUGCCGUCGUAACACUGCAUUCAUGUACCUGGGAGUGGCUUCAAGAGCAGCAGUGGCGCUUGGGUUUCAUGCGGAAUUUUCAGGUUCAAUAAGCCCCGAUGAGAGUGGUGAGAGAAAUGAACGAUCACGAUUGUGGAUGAGCUUAUGUAUUCUCGAUUUGCUUGUCAGUUCGAUCCUCGGGAGACCUUCUGCUAUAUCACCUCUAUUACCCGAGAAUCGACAGGGACCUAGUUGGGGGGCCGCACCGAGUGAUCCUGGCCUGGUGGCCUCAUAUCAGCUGUCGUUGAUCCUCGAUAAAAUCAUAAACUGCCUUUACAGUGAUAAGGCCGCAUCCGCACAACAGGCAGACCUGCUAUUAUGCAAAUUAAACGGCUGGGGUGAAUAUUUGCCGAGUUCAUUAAGGACGUCGUCUUUAGGACAUCAAGACCAGAGUACUUUCCAAGAGCAUACAAUUGGAAACAUGCACGUUGCAUGUUCAUAUCAUUUUGCUGUGAUCUUAGUCACCCGACCUUUCCUCGUCUCGGCUUUAAGUGUCCGGCUGGCCCGGUUACAUCAGAGUCUGUCGACCGGUGAUCCCAGUGAGGUGCCUGAGGAGGACCCAGCCCACUCUCGUCUCGCAGCGGCAUGUAUUGAUUCUGCUGUAUACAUGCUCCAAACAUGUCUAGAGGUUCAUAAGUCCGGCCUCCUCCUUCGGAAUAUGUGUAUUCUCAAAGCGUUUAUCUUUGCCGCAGCCCUUGUACUCGGGUUCUCUAUGUUCUCUCACCGUGACGUCGAUUCUGAGAUUGAUGAGGUAUUCUGCGGUGCCCUGACCAUCUUACGCAUGCUGGCGCCGCAGUCUGCCCAGGCAGCUCACUACCUAGAGAUAAUAACAAAACUCGAGGCCGCCAUAAGCAAACAGCGCCAGCAACUCGCUACCCAAGCCCGACAGCGACGGAGUCAAUACGUCAGUCGGAUAUUUAGCAUGAACGACAGCCCGGCAACACCGCGGACACCAAGUGAGGGGAACGAAGAAGAAGCAAAUACGACCCCGCAUCUAUCGCAGAGUGUCACAUCAAAUGGGUGGUUAGAUUCAAACGACAGCGCAGCUGCUGUGUCACCUCCCAUGAUUGAGGGGACUUUAUUCGACUGGGAGGGUAUGAAUUUACCAUUAUGGGAUAGUUUUCCAUUCCUCGCGGAAUCGACUACGAUCUAA
Molecule: messenger RNA, 2061 nt
Organism: Penicillium roqueforti
Lineage: Eukaryota; Fungi; Ascomycota; Eurotiomycetes; Eurotiales; Aspergillaceae
Product: Zn(II)2Cys6 transcription factor
Exons: 5
Coding region: 1-2061 (686 amino acids)
Biological process (GO): DNA-templated transcription; positive regulation of transcription from RNA polymerase II promoter by galactose
Cellular component (GO): nucleus
Molecular function (GO): DNA-binding transcription factor activity, RNA polymerase II-specific; zinc ion binding; RNA polymerase II cis-regulatory region sequence-specific DNA binding
Source: RefSeq, a predicted model, not a curated record